UAUCUUGCUUAUCAAGACGUCUUCUUCUUCAUGCAUGCUCACUCUCACUCACUCAACCAAACCAAGUUGACACUCCUCCGAUUCACCCCACAUUCCGAUCUCAAUGGAAGUUGAGUGUAUGCGAUCAUGCAUGCGAAAACUCUCCAUCUGGUACACCCCCAAUUUCAAGCCCAUCAUCACCCACGAUGAGCUCGAUAAAAUCUUGUCUACAUUCGGCUUCACCGCCGCUGCUUCCACCACCCCCGGUUGGAAAGAAUACUCCUUUUCCGCUGCCGGAACUUUUCUUGCCAAAUCCCCCUCUCCUCCUCCUCGCCCCCGUCUUCCGUAUCCCAGAAUUGACGGCUUACAUGUCACAACUUAUCGAUCUUUUUUGGAUUCUGUUAAUUUUUAUCUCCGGAUGAAUAACAUUUCGGAUCUUUUUCAUGUUCGGGGAGUACCAUUGCACCAUGCUCAUGACAGGAGCCACAAGUGGUCGAGAAUGGUCAAAGACGAUUUGGUGUAUGUGUACAGAGAGGGAACCAUGGACAUGUCAGCAACAUGCAAGAACAGCAACAAGGAUCCCAAGUACAAAGAGGGAGCCAUGGACAUGUCAGAAAAAUGGAAGAAUGCCAACGAGGAUGAGGAUCCUGCUUCGAUCAUUGUUCCAUGGAAAAACAUCAUGAAUAGGAUAAUAUAGUAACAUAAGCAUACAGUUGACCUUGUUUAAUUAUUGUAUCAUGAGAUUUUUUAUUGUAUGAUGGUGUUUACUGGAUCAAUAGAUCAGUAUGAUUUUGACAAUACAUGUGAAGGGUGAAUAUGUUUGUUUCGAA
Helianthus annuus (common sunflower) is the source of this 809-nucleotide messenger RNA. RefSeq lists its product as uncharacterized. Lineage: Eukaryota; Viridiplantae; Streptophyta; Magnoliopsida; Asterales; Asteraceae. The record is from RefSeq and is a predicted model, not a curated record. Bases 104 to 676 code for a protein of 190 amino acids. The transcript is spliced from 2 exons.